AUGUGUUUGAUUUCUGUUGCAAAAAAUUUAACACCAGAAGGUGGCUACUCAAAAAGCCAAACUGUUUCGGAGAUCCCAGAGAGCUCAAUGGAAUCAGCCAUACGUCAAUUACUAUUGUCGUCUGAGUCCCUACGAUUCGAAAUCAACCCCUCUCUAUUGAAGGAGAAUAAGGAAGAAGGAAAACAACCACUUUCAAUUUUAGUAACAACGCCAACGUUAUCUAGAUUUCUUCAACAUUUGAUUGAAACCAAGAGCCUCAUAAGCCAACCAGAUUUGAAUGAUAAUUUGGUAAUAGAGAAGCACAUGGGGUGUCCUUACUGGGAUCUCAAUUUUACCUCGAAAUACACCGUUGAAGUCUUACAACUACUCGUCCAGAUUCAGUUUACAAAUCACGAAAAUCUUCAAAUUAGAGGUUCAUUGACUCAAUGCUUCAAACUAGGUGGGUCUUUCAAUAAUGGUGUUAUAAUUCUACAUCAAUCAAGCAUUACUGAUGAUUUGUUACAAAUGGUGGUUGCAUGUGAUAAAAUUGAACUGAUUAUCUAUACACCACAAAUUACAACAAUGGGUGAAAUUUCAAAUUGCAACAAUCAAAAAAUUGAAUUUUCAGAUAGAUAUUCAAACCAAGGUCAAGGCCUGUGUAAUACGAUGACACUGGUUUCAAUUACAUUAUCUUUUAAUCGACGUGAAAUUAAACAAAUUUUGGGAAUUGGUGGAGCAAAAUUGGAUUCCAUACGCAUACAACUGAAAUGCUGGAUUCAUAUUGAUCUGACUCCCUUUGAACAAUACAUAGAUGGGAACUUGAGAUUUGUUAGUAAAAAUAAUACCAAGCAAGAUAUCACUGUCAAUGGAUUGAAACAGAAUGUUGAUAUUGCUAUUAGUGAGAUUUACAACUGUGUGGAACAAAAUAGAAGUAUUUAA
Messenger RNA from Lodderomyces orthopsilosis Co 90-125, 918 nucleotides. RefSeq lists its product as uncharacterized. The record is from RefSeq and is a predicted model, not a curated record. The coding region runs from base 1 to 918 and encodes 305 amino acids. Gene Ontology annotation, molecular function: RNA binding. Lineage: Eukaryota; Fungi; Ascomycota; Pichiomycetes; Serinales; Debaryomycetaceae. The transcript has a single exon.